AUGGAUACAAAUGCAAUUGUGGAAAAGUGUCUGGCAGACGGCAAGGAAGUUUUCAUACCGUAUUUCGAGAAAGGCGCCACCAUGAUGGACAUGCUACGCUUGCAGAGUGCCGAUGAGUACCAUGGACUGGCAACAACGAUGUGGGGCAUCAGGCAACACCCCGACAAGGAGCACGCUGAACGCUGGGAUCAGCACGGUGCACUGGAUUUGGUGAUUGUGCCCGGUGUUGCAUUUAGUACUGAUGGACGACGGCUUGGCCACGGCAAAGGUUACUAUGACCGAUUCCUGGCCUCACAUCGACAGAAGUACAAUUCAGCACCGGUAACCGUUGGAGUGGCAUUGAAGCACCAAAUGGUACCAGAUGUACCCACUACGGCUACCGACUACCUCAUUGAUCAUGUCCUGUAUUGCAGUUAA
Gongylonema pulchrum is the source of this 417-nucleotide messenger RNA. The record is from the annotation of a GenBank genome assembly. NCBI's taxonomy places the organism in Eukaryota, Metazoa, Nematoda, Chromadorea, Rhabditida, Gongylonematidae.